This is a messenger RNA of Ornithodoros turicata, 1153 nucleotides long. It is a transcript of the gene Rab3, whose product is annotated as ras-related protein Rab-3. The coding region runs from base 105 to 761 and encodes 218 amino acids. The transcript has 4 exons. Gene Ontology annotation, biological process: regulation of exocytosis; protein localization to plasma membrane; protein secretion. Gene Ontology annotation, molecular function: GTPase activity; GTP binding; myosin V binding. NCBI's taxonomy places the organism in Eukaryota, Metazoa, Arthropoda, Arachnida, Ixodida, Argasidae. Gene Ontology annotation, cellular component: plasma membrane; endosome; synaptic vesicle. The record is from RefSeq and is a predicted model, not a curated record.
UUGAUGACGACGACCGGAAGCGUACUUUCCGCGAGGUGCUGGUCGACAAGUACGGGCGAAAUAGCGGAUAAACAAUCGGCACAUUUUAAAGAGAUCUAAGCAGAAUGACCAGCGGCCAGGACCAGAAGUGGCAGAAGGAUGCAACGGAUCAAAACUUCGACUAUAUGUUUAAGAUUUUAAUUAUAGGAAACAGCAGCGUCGGAAAAACUUCAUUCCUGUUUCGCUAUGCAGACGACUCGUUCACGUCUGCAUUUGUGAGCACCGUUGGAAUUGAUUUUAAAGUUAAAACGGUUUUUAGGCACGACAAAAGAGUCAAGUUGCAAAUUUGGGAUACUGCGGGACAGGAGCGCUACCGCACCAUCACGACGGCCUACUACCGCGGUGCUAUGGGAUUCAUCCUGAUGUAUGACGUUACCAAUGAAGAAUCCUUCAAUAGUGUUCAAGACUGGGUGACUCAGAUCAAGACCUACUCCUGGGACAAUGCCCAGGUGAUCCUCGUAGGGAACAAGUGCGACAUGGAAGACGAACGCGUCGUCAGCACGGAGAGGGGCAAGCAGCUGGCCGACCAGCUGGGCCUAGAGUUCUUCGAGACCUCCGCCAAGGAGAACGUCAAGGUGAAGGCGGUCUUCGAGCGCCUGGUGGACAUAAUCUGCGACAAGAUGUCCGAGAGCCUGGACUCGGACCCGGCCCUGGUGGGGGCGUCAAAGGGCACCCGGCUGACGGACAACCCGGCGCCCCCCAAUGCAGGCUGCCAGUGCUAGGCAAAACCGUUGCGCUUUCUGUAUAAAUGUGUACAUAUAUAUACUACCUUGGAAAAAAACAAACAAACAAAAAAGUGCAGUAACGCACUUCUAGUCAUCCUUUUGAUCCGGGAAAGCAUCGUAAGAUUAUUUACACGUAGAGGAGGCUCGAUUGUGUGUCACAGCUUGCCUUGUUAUAGCCCGGCACAAUCACGGGGGCCCACAUUCCACUCUAUUUCCCGCCGUCAGUUCACCGUCGUUGUUGCCCGAUAGUUUCUCGACUGCCGUUUUCUCGUCUGUCUUUAGACAACGGAGUGUUAGAAAGGUUUCCAUGUGCGUCUCGUCUCUUGUCGGCUGUGGUAGGUAUUGACUUGUGUAAACCUGAUCGUAAUAAAAUGAAUUGGAGCAUGCUC